GUCAGCAACCCCAAUGCCAGCAAGCCAGCCCUCAUCCAGGAGAUGAAAUCCCAGCGGGCACAUCGUCUAAGUAUACAGUCAAUCUGGAGGUUUGUAAAAAGAAAAUCACAUUCUUUCCAGUUGUUCCAAAUCACUCUAUUCAAACAUUCUGUAAUAUAGUUACCUCCGGCUCUGAGGUAGAAAAAUUACCCUGGCAGCAACAAGGUAUUAAGUAUAAUUUGACGUUUCAGGAAAAAACUGCCCAGAAGGAAAUUGCACAAAAGCCAGAUUGUGACUCAGGAUAAACAGUAUUACCAUAACGAGAUUAUGAGACAGUUGGGUGAGAGAACUAAUUAUAAAGUCCCAAAGAAUGACCCUAUAGCACAUGUGGCUAAGAUAAUUCAAACCGUAGUAGAGUGGGCUCUCCAGGAGGAAAUAGUUACAAAUUCACAAUCAGUUUUCCCCAGAACACCUGUCUUUUAUACAUUGCCAAAGGUCCAUAAAGAUGCCCGCUAUCCCCCUGGUUGCCCCAUUGUGGCUGGGACAGAUUCAAUUUUUCAGCCUUUAGCUAUUUUUGUAGACCAGUUUCUACAACCCCUAGUGACUGCUGGCACCUCUUAUAUUAAAGACACUAAAGAUUUUUUUACAAAUAAUUCACUAUUUAUAUGUUGACUCUACAGACUUACUGGUGACACUAGAUGUGUCCAGUCUUUAUACCUUUAUACCUCACGAUGAAGGUCUGAGGAUAAUACGUGACAAACUCUCCGCUGUAAGGUACAUUGAUGACUGCUUUUUACUCUGGCAUGGUACCCAGACUGAUCUUGAUAACUUUCUGGUCUUUCUAAAUCAGUGCCAUUGGGACAUCUGGUUUACUACUACUACUAGCAGUGUUGCUGUGAGUUUUUUGGAUGUACUAGUUGGUAAGCAUGAUGGAUCCCUAUGCACUGAUUUAUAUACAAAACCUACAGAUUCUAAUAGUCUGUUACAUAAGAAUAGUUUCCAUGCUCCUAAGCAGAUUUGUUCUAUUCCAUACAGCCAGUUCCUGAGAGUUUGUCGAUUUGUUAGUGAUGACAACAUAGUGAAUGAACGUCUGACUGACUUUUCAAAAAAAAAAAAAAAAACGGACAAGGGGUAUCACCCCCGCCUCUUACGAAAGGCCAAACGCAAGGCUCUGGGUAUGAACCAUGAAGAGCUGCUCUCUACGACUGACAAACCAAAACAGGAUAGAAUCCCAUUU
Pelobates cultripes (western spadefoot toad) is the source of this 1216-nucleotide messenger RNA. Lineage: Eukaryota; Metazoa; Chordata; Amphibia; Anura; Pelobatidae. The record is from the annotation of a GenBank genome assembly.